UUCCGCUCGGUAUCGUUCAGCCAAGAAACGUCCGAUCGUCUCGAGCGGUGUCAUGUCGCGAGUCAGCCGCCUCUAACGCGAGAAAUCGGCCGGCGAGAAGUGUGUGAAUCUCUCCACGAGGAAGAGCCCGAAGAACGAUCGCAGCGAUGCGGUUCGCCAAGCUGAGACUCCUCGCGGCGACGCUCCUCGUCGUCGCGACCGUCGCCAAAGAGGAGAGCCCGUCAUCGAAGAACCGUGACAAACGUCAGCAGCUCGCCUUCCUGCGGAAGGGUGGUCGCCUGCCGCCGUAUGCGGUACAGAUGGAACCGAUAGUGCAAUACUCUCAGAGAGAUCCUUUGUACAAUCCCUUGGCGAGCCCGAAGAACGACGAUUUGUAUGAAGAGAACCCGUCGAGCUACUAUCCAACGGAACCCGAACCGAUCAUUGAGAUCAUUAUCAAAGAAUCCAAUGAAUCUCUUCCGACUCCGGUGCCGCCAGCGCUUCCUUCUCAACCGCGACCCACCAAGGAACCUAUCCAGGUCUUCUACGUAAAAUAUGAGAAGAAAAAGGGCUACGGGGACAAGACUCGCGUCGUUUACGAUCCGCCGAUUCCCGCGCUGACGCCGGUGGAGGAGCACGAGGAAAUUAAGCCGGAAAACUCGGCACCGUACGGGGAGGAGCCGACGUACACGGUGACGCCGGCACCGCCUUCAGAACCGUCGACGACCUUACGCGCCAUUAUUCGACCCGACAGCGAGGUAUACCAUUCCGGCAGCAGUGGCAUCCGCGUGACCUUCGGCACCGAGCAAGUGCCGCCCAACAGUCACAGCAAGCGCAGCGACCUGGAGACGCCUGGUAGUAGCACCCAACCGCACGUCAGCAAGCCGACGACGUCGCCGGGAGCGCCGAAGAGACAGCACGGCCCUUACCAGCCGUUGCAGCCCCCGCAACCCCCACGAGUGCCACCCGCGUUCCCACAGCACCGCAUUAUCAACUCGUUCCCACCGCAAUCGCAGGCAACGACGUUCUUGCAACAGCAGCAACAGCAGCAACCGCCGCCGCCGCCACCGCCCCUGCCACCGCCGCAUCAUCAGUCGUUUCCACCACAGCAAUCCUUGAGGAACCCGCCAUCGCCACCGCCACCGCCAUCGAGACCAUUGCAGCGGCACCCUAUAACAAUUCAAGGUCUCCCGGAAGUGCAGCAACGUACGACGUUCAACAGUUUCGGUCCGCCGCCGCAUCACGUUAAUAUUAAUCACCCGCAGCAACCGGGAUUCCCGCCCGCGUUAUCGGUAUCGCAUCAGAGCGUUCACGUGCAGAAUCGACCAUUGUCGUUGCAGCAGAAUAACUUCGCGGAACCACCUCAAUCAUUACCGGUCAAACCUAGCGGCUUCAAUUCGGAGCCACCGCAGCAACCGUUAUCCAGACCGAAUAAUUUCAAUGCGGAACUUCCGCCGCAAUCGCUACCUCCGUUUAAGCAGCAGGAACUGGAAAAGCAACGUUAUCACGAGCAACGACGACAGCAAGACUUGUUGAAGCAACGGGAACAUCAACGACAACACGAGCAGCAGCGAUAUCAGGAACAUCAGCGAUUCCUGGAGCAACAGAGACAGGUCGAGCAACAGAGAUUGUUGGAGCAGCAGAGACAGCAGGAACAUCAGAGGCAACAAGAACACCAGAGACUUCAAGAGCAACAGCGACUGCAGGAGCAACAACGUUUGCAAGAACAACAUCGGUUGCAGGAUCAGCAGCGAUUGCAGGAUUUGCAGCGCUUGCAGGAACAACGCAGGCGGAAGCAAGAGCAGGAGCUGAAACUGUUUCAGGAACAGCAACGGUAUCGCACGCAGCUUAAGUAUAACCAGGCGCAGCUUCAGCAGCCGCAAUUGCAACCGCAAUUACAGCAACAAUUGCAGCCACAAUUACCGCCGCAAUUAUCGCCUCAACGACCGGCAGGUGAAAUUUUCAAGGCCGUGCCGAAGCUGGAACAGCAUUACGCGAUCCGAGAAAAUCCUCUUCAUCCCGGCCCGUUCCCGCCAAAUCCUGCUGUAGUGCAACCAACGGCAUUUCCCGAAUUCUCCCAGAACCAGUUUGUAUCCGCGCAACCGUUCAACGCUCUUCGCGAUUCCCAGCAGCUCGCUGGGAAUCCAACAAAUCAUUUUAUCUCCGGUGACAGUCUACCGCAACAAUUAAACACUCAACAAUUAAACCAGCAAUUAAACACGAAGCAUCAGUCUCACCAGAGUAGUCAGCAGAGUUUCUUCUCACAGAAUCCUCCGACAUCGCAACAACGACCGCAAACCACUUUCUCUCAGCAGCAAUCGAUAUGGGGCCGGCCGUUAUUCCAAAGCAAUCCCGCGCAGAAGAUCUACGCGACGCCGGUUAGCCCCUCCGAAGAGUUUAACUCACCGUCGACCGCUAGAACACUCUUACCGACGACCACGGCCUCGACUACUACGACCAGGACUACAACGACUACCGAGGCGCCAACCACGACGACGCUCUCGCCAAAUAAGGCGGCCAAGAUCAAGGAGAACAUUGCGAAUCUACCGGACGAGGUGCCGGACGACAUCAGGGAGCAGCUGCUGAGUUCCGGUAUUUUGGGCAACGCCGAUAUCCAGAUCCUCGACUACGACAAGAUCGGUGACAUACCGAUCGAGAAACUGCCGCCGGAAGCCCUGGCGAAUUUCUACGGCGCCGGAGGCGGAGCGGCGAUUGCCGCCGGCAGCGAGCCCGUACCAGCGAUCGCCAAAAGGCCGUCGACGAAGACGACGCAGAAGAAGGCGACGAACCUGAUCCCCGUCGUUGAUACCAACGUCGGCGACAGCUCGACCAAGUUCGAACAGGCUACCUUACGGCCUGGCGGCGUGGAGAUGAAAGUAGUACGCUUCGAUCCGAAUACGGAGCAAGGCCGAGCCGUGGCGGAGCAGCAUAUACGGGACGACGCGACCCGGCUCGAGCCGGUGACCGUGGGAGCGCGCGGGGACGAUGCCGCCGCGCAGUACAAUCGUUAUCUGCCGCUUAAAGUGAGCGGCACGUCCUUCCCGAUACCGGACGUGCCGGAGCUCAACGGCCGUAGGAUCUCGAGCGUCGUGGUGCUGGCACCCGUCGACUACGACUUUCCCGGCGAGGAGAGGGAAAUCGCGGCGGCGGCGGCGUCGUCGGAGUCGCAGCGACGCGGCAGGAAGGCCGGCGGCGACGCGCAGCCGGUCAGGUUUCUCGCCGGCGACACCCUCAAGCAGCUCGUGAAGAAGCCCACCGCGGAGAACUACAAGAAGUGGCUCGAACAGGAGAGCCGCACCGAGCCGCAGAGGCAGUCCGUCGUCCUCCUCGUGACCAUGCCGAGAGACGGUGAUGGUCAGGGUGACAAGGAAAUCUUCAUGUACGACGUGACCUCUGGAUCCGUUAGCAAGCUGGCCGGCGAUCUCUCGACGGCCUUCGUGGACGCCGCCGAGAGCAACUCCGACGGCACCGACUCCAUCGACGACUCUACCUUCUCGACGUAUUAACUUAUUGUUAGUCUCGUAAAAAGGCUUUCUCCAAAAUCUUCAAAGAUGUUUAAUCUACGGUCAAUAUUUCUUUUUCGAGGGUCUCUACAACACGCAGUAAUAUAUAUUCAAGAUUUUACCUUUAUUGCAGAUUAAAAAAAAACAAAAAUUCUUUGCAUUGCGGUAUAACAUACUUCUCCAGUGGCUUUGACUAAAUCGAGUUUAACUUUUUCGUUUCACGACGGAGGGAAAGAGGAUUGGAUGCUUGGAUUUGUAUGCUGGCUAUGCGAUAAUGAAUGUCAAUGUUAAACGCUGAUGAUUAAACGCUCUGAUGGAAAAACAGUAUGAAAACGACGGAUUUUCACGAGAUCGCGUGACGCACGAUCCUUUAUGCGAUUUGGGGCGAAAAUGGGGGAAAGAAGAUAAAAAUUUUGGAAUAAGGGCGGAUGAUCGCAGCGUGACAAAUUACUUCGAGUAUCCUUGUAGAUAUCUUAACUAUGUAUUAUUAUGUACAUACAUAUAUAAGAAUAAUUUUGUACUUUUUUAUACGAAAUAAA
This is a messenger RNA of Temnothorax curvispinosus, 4021 nucleotides long. Its product is annotated as bromodomain-containing protein 4-like. The transcript has 3 exons. Bases 147 to 3485 code for a protein of 1112 amino acids. The record is from RefSeq and is a predicted model, not a curated record. NCBI's taxonomy places the organism in Eukaryota, Metazoa, Arthropoda, Insecta, Hymenoptera, Formicidae.